AUGUAUACAUCCUUAUGUAUAUUAAAAUGGUUGAAAGAGUGCGUCGAACGGCGUGUGGCAAGAAGGCAGCUGAGAGAUGCUCAAAACCCUUUUCACAUCCCACGAGAUGAAUUCAUUGACUAUUUUCGCCUUACUCCUGAACUGGUGUUGAUAGCCAUACAAUUUUAUGCGCAAGGCAGCUAUCAAAGAAGCGUUGGCAAUCAAUUCCAAUGGAUUGUUAGCCAAUCAACAACAAGCCGUUGCCUCCAUGCCGUAACUGAAGCGAUUAAUCGGCGCUUGCUGCGUAGAUGGGUAAAAUUCCCGAUGACCGAAGAAGAUCGACAGCAAGCGCGUGCAAAAUUCUCCGCUGCUAUUUACCCAUUCGAAGGUGCUAUCGCUGCUAUAGACUGUACUUUUAUUCAUAUUAUAGCCCCUCAUGAAAAUGAAGAGGCGUUCAUUAAUCAUCACGGUCACCAUUCUUUGAAUGUGCAAGCGAUUGUUGAUCCAGAUGAAGCUGCUUAACAUCAAUCCACGAUAUCCAGGUGCACGAAACGACUCAUACAUCUGGAGUACAUCACCAAUUCGUCGAGCAAUGGAAUUUCAUUAUAAUCGAGGAGAACGGAAAACUUGGCUGAUCGGCGAUGCUGGAUACCCUUUGGAACCGUGGCUCAUGACACCAUUGGUCGAUUUUCCUGAAAAUACCCGACAAUUUCAUUAUACGCAACAGCUCUGUAAGGCAAGAAACGUUGUUGAACGUUUUUUUGGUGUCUUCAAAUCUGUAUGGAGAUGUCUUUCCUAUCAGCGUGUACUGAUGUAUAGGCCAGCAUUUGCUGCAAAAAUAGUUAAUGCAUGUGCAGUACUGCAUAA
Harpegnathos saltator (Jerdon's jumping ant) is the source of this 846-nucleotide messenger RNA. RefSeq names its product putative nuclease HARBI1. The record is from RefSeq and is a predicted model, not a curated record. The transcript has 6 exons. The coding region runs from base 1 to 501 and encodes 166 amino acids. Lineage: Eukaryota; Metazoa; Arthropoda; Insecta; Hymenoptera; Formicidae.